AUGAAUGAAUUUAUUGAGCAACUGCAUUCCAGCGAGGCUCCGGUAAGCUUUCCUGAAAACUGACGUUGUUGUAAAUAGGCUUUAUAUGUCUUAUAUAGCUGUUUGCCAAUAUGUCGUAUUUAAUUUGUUAAGGAGGAAAGUAGUGAUGACAGUGGGAGUUACAAACCAGAAAGUGAUGAGAGUAGCUCUUCAGAGGAGGAUGAGGAGGAUUGUGACCUUGAGGAUGAAUCACCAGAUGUUUUAACAAUGGUCAGUAUCAGUCAUUAAUAUACAGCAUCGACUAGUGGUCAGUGACAUAACAUUGAUCCAAGGCGCAUUUUUAAAAAUACCUAAACAAAUUUGUUCAGAUUGAAAUAUAACUCCGAGUGUGCUUUUUGGUUAAGAAUUGUAGGCCGCUUAAAGUCAUUCACAUUUAACAAGAAGACUGACCAAGCUUGGGCUAACACUUGUAGUUUCGAAAGAAUGAUUAUUACCUUUCUUCACUGAUAUAGGAAAACAAUGCCGAAAACUAAAAAGAGAACAGUUUUCUAUUCCCCGUCUAGUUUGAGACAUAACCUAAAUAAGAUCAUUAAAAAACAAGUAGCCUCAAAACAUAAUUAUCAUAGAGUGAUAGCUAAUAUAAUUAAACUGAUAAGUGAAAAGACAUCUCAGAAAGCAACUAUUUCUCAUUUUUCGUUUUACUUGUUGUCUAGGACCCAAACCAAGUAACAGUGAAGGAAGAAGAAGGGAAAUGUGGUCCUAUCGGAAGAAAAACAACCAGGCAAAAAAAACGGUGCCCUCUUCCUUCAUGUGAUUCGAUCGUUUACCAUAUCCCCCGUCAUCUUAAAGAAGUUCAUGGUUGGACCAAAGAGCUUUCUCGGACUGCUCUUUCAAGAUUUGGUUUAAGGAAGAGCUACGCAUACACGGAACCCAGCAAGGUUACAGCAAAGAAAAAGAAACCAAACCCAGAAGUCAAAGUAAAAUCGGAGGGCGAAAAAAAGGCUAAAGAUUACCACCAUUAUCGUUACUGCCCAGUCGGUGGGUGUACCUCACUAGUUAAACGCCUUCCUCCUCAUUUGAAGAAAGUACACAAGCUAAUUCCAGGGUCCAAGGAUUACAAGGAGGCCAUGUCAAAAGUAAGAGGUCCCAUAAGAGAUUCACAACGAAGGCCUUAUCACGAAAGACCAAGGCGUACAGCUGAAUCUUGUGAAACUCCAUCAGAGCAUCCGUCCUCUUCUUUUGAAGUAGAGGUUAUCAGCAGCGAAGAAGAAGAAAAGGACAGUGACAAGUCCGCUAAAAGAACACAUCAAGAUAUGCCCUCUCAGCUUGUCAGUUUUGAAGCCUGGCUACAAUCGGCCGAUGGUGGGAAGCUGGAUCAAAAGACCAGUCGACAACACACCAAGCAAGUCUUCAAGCUCUUGAAUGCAAUAGAUGCAAAGCGUAAAUUGUUAUCGCUGUUCGAUGCCCGCCUCCUAAAUGACAGGUUCCUCGAGGGACAUGUAAGCAAAGAAUACUCUCCCAAAACCGUCCAGUCAUACUUAAUGAGCCUUCGCCACUUUUUCUCGUUCUCUUUGACGGAUGAUGCAGAUGUACCUAUUUCCAAGGAGGCGAUCAUCUCCCUAAGAGAUAAAGUCACACGUUGGUCCUCGUCAUAUCGGGUACAAAGCUCAAAGCGCCACUGGGAGAAGAUGAAAGAGGAUUAUGAAGCUCUGAUAACUCCUGAUCAAAUCAACGAGUUCGAAAGAAGCAAAGCUGCAAGGGACGCAAUUUGCUUAUUAGGCCAGCUAAGCGGUGCCCACAACAUUGUCAUAACUCAAGCUCAGUACACACUGAUUCGUGAUUUUUUGCUAGUUGAAAUAUCCAUUGACAAUGCUAACAGGGCGGGUGUUCUAGCAAACAUGACAGUGGAAGAAUUCAACAGUUCGACGAAAGAGAAUGAUGAUUAUCUGGUUCUUGUAAAGAGGAGUAAGACUUUGUCUACCCAUGGCCCAGCCAGGAUCGUUUUAAGUCCAAAGUUGAAGAGUUGGAUACAAAUCUACAUCCGGGAGGUGCGUUCACAGGUUGCUGGUUCAACUAAUCGGCCAGACGAUUCUGUAUUUCUUUCAUUCUUCGGAGAGCCAAUGGUCUCGAGUCAGAUCAAUAAAGCUAUGAAGUCUGUUUGGAAGAAGGCUGACGUGGAGGGUGCGCCCAGUUCUACCCUAUUUAGGAAAUCGGCCGUCUCCAACAUUCACAGCUGCAAUGACAGUAAUGAAGCACGCGAAAAUCUAGCUGACUUGAUGGCGCACAAUAUUUCAACGGCAAAGAAGUACUAUCGACUGCAGGAGAAAUCGAAGUCUUCGGUUCUCGCCUCCAAACAGCUUCGCCAGGUGAUGCGUCAAGAUACAGAAGAGAGUUCAAGCAAGACCAAUUCAGAUAAGAUAGAAACGCCCAGAGAUCCUAUAUCGAAAUAUAACGGUCUGCAGGAAAAGAGCAAAUCUUCUGUUGAAGCAUCAAAACAGCUGCGCACCGUUAUGCGAGCACUAGACCAAACAGACAGACCAGACAGUCCUCCUCUUUCCUCCAACCCACCUGCUUCAGAUUCCAUAGCUCCUAAAACUUCAAGAACUUCAUGGGAUGAGGACAUGGCACAUGCGAUCAAGACUCUUUUCAAAGAUGAAAUUAAAGAUAAAGCUAUUACUUUGCAAACGGUGAAAACCAAAAUUUCUGAUCAUCUGCAGCUGAAAGAAGAAGACCCCAAAAGAGUCUUGGACAAGGUACGUGCCUUUUGGCGUUUCAGUAAGUCUCCUUCUCCAGAAACUCCAUGCCUUCCAACUGAGGUGGAAACACUAGACAAACGUGUGUCAAGGAUGCUUCCAGAGGAGAGUGAGACCUCUAGUGAUAUCAUUCCACCGACUGUGUCAAGUAGCGUAAGGAACGUUUUCAAAGCAACCGAACUUCAAGGAAUAAAGAACCUUUUUGCUGAAAUGUUAGAACAUUCAGCGCCAAUAUCAAAGCCCCAAAUUAAGAAGUGCCUGGAAAAGGAAGACUGGGGUCAGGAAAUGUUGAAGAAAGUUUCCCUGGACACCGUCGUGAACCGGAUAAAAUAUGAAAGGCGUCUAAGGAGGGCUUCUAAAAAGUGA
Messenger RNA from Porites lobata, 3098 nucleotides. The record is from the annotation of a GenBank genome assembly. NCBI's taxonomy places the organism in Eukaryota, Metazoa, Cnidaria, Anthozoa, Scleractinia, Poritidae.